UGGCCCUGGCUGGCAGUUGGCAGCGCGCGCUGGAGGGAAGGGUGCGCCUUGCGCCCCGUGCCUACUGUGCCUGUGUUGAGGUUUUUCUCUUUAAUGUAUACAUUAUUCAUGGAUUGAAGAAACCAAAAUGACUGAAGAUAAAGAGACAAAGCACGGAGGACACAAGAAUGGAAGGAAAGGAGGACUCUCAGGCAGCUCCUUUUUCACCUGGUUUAUGGUCAUUGCCUUGCUGGGAGUCUGGACUUCAGUAGCUGUCGUUUGGUUUGAGCUUGUUGAUUAUGAGGAGGUUCUAGCCAAAGCAAAGGACUUCCGUUAUAACUUGUCAGAGGUACUUCAAGGAAAAUUGGGAGUCUACGAUGCUGAUGGUGAUGGAGACUUUGAUGUGGAUGAUGCCAAAGUUUUACUAGGCCUGACCAAAGAUGGCAGUAAUGAAAAUAUUGAUUCUCUUGAGGAAGUCCUUAAUAUUUUAGCAGAGGAAAGUUCAGAUUGGUUUUAUGGUUUCCUCUCAUUUCUCUAUGAUAUAAUGACUCCCUUUGAAAUGCUAGAAGAAGAAGAAGAAGAAAGCGAAGCCACAGAUGGUGUUGAUGAAGGACCUGGUGGGGUAGCCAAGAGAAAAACUAAGGCUAAAGGCCUUAAAGAAAGAACUGCUUCAGAGCCAAAGUUCCCAGCAGAGGACGCUGAGCCACACAUUGAGCCCGAGGACCAGGCUCCCACGGGGACAGAACCCCAGAAUAUUGAAGAUGAAGUAAAGGAACAAAUUCAGUCCAUCCUUCAUGAAAUGAUACACACAGAACAUGGACAAAACUUACAACAGGAAGAAGAGGGGCCGGCAGGAGAACUACGGCUGGAGGAGGAAGAUUUCCUUACUGCAUCUCAUGUCGAUGAUAGACUUGAGACUCUGGAACCUGAAACAUUUCAUGAAGACUCUGAGGAUCAUUAUGUGGAAGACACAGUUUUACAAGACCAUCAGGAUAUGGAAGAGAUAAUAUAUGACCAACUAAACUCAGAUUCCAGUGAACCACUAGCAGAUGAUGAACGAUUGUACCAGGAAGCAGGUGAUGUAACAUACCAAGACUAUGGUGAACAAGCAUAUGAACCUUCAGAAAAUAAACCAAUAGAAAUUUCAGAUAAUGCUAUAGAAGAUUCAAAUGUAAUUUUAGAAGAAGUAAGUGUUCCUCCUGUGGAAGAACCCCAGGAAGUAUCACCAGAAACAAGUAGAAAAACAGGUGAUCCAGGACAAAAAGAGAAAGCUAAGAAAAAGAAGCCUAAACUUUUAAAUAAAUUUGAUAAAACUAUUAAGGCUGAACUUGAUGCUGCAGAAAAGCUUCGUAAAAGAGGGAAAGUAGAGGAAGCCGUGAGUGCGUUUGAGGAGCUGGUGCGCAAGUACCCCCAGAGCCCGCGAGCAAGAUACGGGAAAGCACAGUGUGAAGAUGAUCUAGCUGAGAAGAGGAGGAGCAACGAGCUACUCCGCAGAGCCGUCGAGACCUACCAGGAGGUGGCCGGCCUGCCUGGGGUCCCCAGCGACCUGCUGAAGCUGACUUUGAAGCGGCGGUCGGAACGGCAGCAGUUUCUGGGUCACAUGAGAGGAUCCUUGCUUACCCUACAGAGACUGGUUCAACUGUUUCCUAGUGAUACUUCUUUAAAGAAUGACCUUGGUGUGGGAUAUCUCUUGAUAGGAGACAAUGCCAAUGCCAAGAAGGUGUAUGAAGAGGUUCUGAAUGUGACACCUAAUGACGGCUUCGCCAAAGUCCACUACGGCUUCAUCCUGAAGGCGCAGAACAAGAUUGCGGAGAGCAUCCCCUAUUUAAAGGAAGGAAUAGAGUCUGGGGCUCCAGGCACCGAUGAUGGGCGAUUUUAUUUCCACUUGGGAGACGCCAUGCAGAGGGUUGGAAACAAGGAGGCAUAUAAGUGGUAUGAGCUUGGCCACAAGAGAGGACACUUCGCAUCUGUGUGGCAGCGCUCGCUCUACAAUGUGAACGGACUGAAGGCCCAGCCCUGGUGGACCCCAAAGGAGACCGGCUACACGGAGCUCGUAAAGUCUUUAGAAAGAAACUGGAAGUUAAUCCGUGAUGAAGGCCUCGCAGUGAUGGAUAGAGCCAAAGGGCUUUUCCUGCCCGAAGAUGAAAACCUGAGGGAGAAGGGUGAUUGGAGCCAGUUCACGCUGUGGCAACAAGGAAGAAAAAAUGAAAAUGCCUGUAAAGGAGCUCCUAAAACCUGCACUUUAUUAGAAAAGUUCCCUGAAACAACAGGAUGUAGAAGAGGACAGAUCAAAUACUCCAUCAUGCACCCUGGAACUCACGUGUGGCCACACACAGGACCCACCAACUGCAGGCUCCGAAUGCACCUGGGCUUGGUGAUACCCCAGAAGGGCUGCAAGAUCCGAUGUGCCAAUGAGACCAGAAUGUGGGAAGAAGGCAAGGUGCUCAUCUUUGACGACUCCUUUGAGCAUGAAGUGUGGCAGGAUGCCUCAUCGUUCCGCCUAAUAUUCAUCGUGGAUGUGUGGCACCCAGAGCUGACACCUCAGCAGAGACGCAGCCUUCCUGCAAUUUAACAGGAAUUCCUGCAGCCUUGGGGCAUUCUGGAAAGAUGCUACCUUCCUGGCUCACUGUGGGGGUGGACACAGAAGUUCUGAUUCCAUGCCUUGAAUUCAAUGACUUGCAGCACAGAAAGCUUUGAGCUUCCUCUUGGAGUUAGAUGCUAAAUAGAAACACCCUGCCAUAUCUCAUUUGUGGCAGCACUGACUGUAUGCCCGUGUUUAAGGUGAACACUUGGUAGCUUCUGCCUUGCCAGCCAAAGGUAUUUUUGCCAUGUAGAGUAGGUGUCAAUCAAUGUACAAUGAGAGUAUAUGUAGAAACUGUGAACGGAUUGCUUUAGUUUGUAAUUUUUCUAUACAGUUAUAUUUUUCUAGGGUACUUAAACUAUUUUGCAUCAUGUACCACUACUUUUUUACUGACUACAAUGAUAAGCUUUAAUUUUAGCUGUAUAAAUGCUUUAUUUUGAGCUGUUUAAUGGUAACUCUCCUGGAGAAUUUAGACUUCCUUUUCUUUUUAGUAGGAGACAGUCAUGAAAAAGGCAAUUUUAUUUUCUUAUACAAAAGAGGAAAAUGUAAUUAUGUCAGUGUCUGUUAUCUGUACAGAUCCUUACUCUUGAAUCUGCUUUUUUAUCUCCACUGAGAUCUAGUGUUAUCUUUGCUCACUAUGCAAAUGGUAGAGAUGCUGUCACAAUUAUUUCUUUCUGAGAAGGACUUUUUAUACAGAAAAAACACAAAAAAUCAUUUUUUUACUAUGGUAUAAAAAUAUCACAUGUAAAUUUUUUAGUGCCAAAUAUUAGGGCUUGAGGAAAAGAAGGUAAGGUUCUGGAAGCAAAUAAUGCCUCAGCAUUAGGCAGCUAGGUAGGCACAAGGGCACCUGGCUGCUGGGGUCUCUGCCAUGUGUGGCACAGGGCCUAGGACUCCAGAGAGGCUUUCUAAUGUAGAACCAUUUGAGUGGCAGGAGGAUAGCCUUCGGUCCUUGAUGUAGUUCUCAUCAUAAUUUCAUAAAUGUAAGAACAGCAGAGCAGACAAUCCAAGGAAUACUAGGUCUUGGGUGCAAGAGGUCAAGUUGGCUUUUCUUUUUGAAAGGGUUUGAAGAUUCUUGGCUUGAGAAACUUCUGCCAGUUAAACAUUAUUUUAAGGUAGUAUCUAAUAUCCAUAUUUAGUUUUGAUACUACCCACAACUUAAAAUAUCAGCUGAAAGUGGCCUUGUCUUCUUAUUCCAAAGAGGAUCAAGUCAGUAAUCUAGGAAAGUAGUGUUGUAUUUGAUUUUGUAUUUUUUAAGAUAAAGGUAAUUACAAGUGUUAGUUGCCAGAAUGUAGUGGUAUUUAUGCACUGAAUUCUAAGCCAGCAUGAACAAAAUUACUGCAGGAGUAGCACGUAGGUCACCAACUUAUAUGCACAGGUAGAAAACCCAAUUGUGCUUUUUUUACAGUCUUAUGAAGAGCUUCUGAAAUAUCUGCCAUGUUCUUAAAAUGUAAUUCUGUUCGUUCUAUGUGGUCAAUGUUUGAAAAUCCCACUAAAGAGGAUAGAAAUUCACGGGAGGAAAAAAUAACAAAGUUAAUACUAAAAUCCAGAAAAAAAAUCAAACUCUUGAAAAAUAAAAAAGGUAAUUAUGUUCUUCCGUAUUUAUUAAACAGGAAAUGACUGACAAAGGGCAAUACAAUCCAGUAUUCAUGUAGUGCCAUUCAUGUUACUUAUUGAAUUUGGUUUCCCAUGUAAAUCACAUACAGGUAAACAAAUGCAAACCAUGUGUUGUUGUUGUUGUUGAACCAAUCCUCUUGCAUUCAUUUAAAGGAACUGUGCAAAAGAGUUAAAAACUAGCUUUUAACUUAGUAAAUACAAUGUGGUAUUUAACAAAGGUUCACUACAGUAGGACUCUAAAUAUUGCCAAUUGAAAAGCUGUAAGGAUCGUUACUGGUCCAAAGGGCUGGCAAUAGUCGACUCGGAUAGCAUUUAAAUACUUGGAUCUCACACAUUUUAAAAACCCAAGCAAUAAAGUGGACUUUUCUAAUUCAUUUUAAUUCUUCAUUUCUCAUACUUAUAUCUUGUUACAUAAGUAUUUCUGCCACUGCAUUGGUAAAGUGAUUUCAGUGUUACAAUUUUAUGAUUUGAAGUUCUGUGCAAAUGAAUUGAUUUUAUUUAUAUUGUGAUGCAAUUGUUUGAGAAAGAUUUUUAGUUCUAAUUCAAUUAUGUAUUUCCAAGUUUAAAUAUAAAACUGACUUUUAUUAUUCUCUACCUGUAAAAAUAAUUAAAACAUUAGAUCCUUUGAAGAGUAUCAUAAACUUUUAAGAUUAACUAUAGUAUCUGUUGCUGGUGAUUAUGGCCAAUUGAAUCAAUCACCUGGUUGCUUUGAAUUGUUCACCUAACAGAUCAACUCUCAAAAAUAUUUCAUUGUAAAAUUACUUUUUACUGCCCAUUAUCAACUAAAAUAGUUGAGCUUCGACGUUAAGCACCAAUUGGUUAUACUCAUUAAUGGCAUGUCAUGCAGUUGGCUGGUCAAGUAAGAUAUGUCUAAAAAUAUACAGCUGAUCUUGGGAAACAUGACACAAAUAAUUGCCUGUGACAUCUUUUUAUUUUACAUUGAAUUUCCUUUGAAUGGAUAGGUGGGAACUCCAUUUCUAAAAAUAAUAGAUAAAUAAAAUGAUCUUUGGCAUUUUG
Octodon degus (degu) is the source of this 5191-nucleotide messenger RNA. It is a transcript of the gene Asph, whose product is annotated as aspartate beta-hydroxylase. Gene Ontology annotation, molecular function: peptidyl-aspartic acid 3-dioxygenase activity; protein binding. Lineage: Eukaryota; Metazoa; Chordata; Mammalia; Rodentia; Octodontidae. The record is from RefSeq and is a predicted model, not a curated record. The transcript is spliced from 28 exons. The coding region runs from base 128 to 2551 and encodes 807 amino acids. Gene Ontology annotation, cellular component: endoplasmic reticulum; membrane. Gene Ontology annotation, biological process: peptidyl-aspartic acid hydroxylation.